Drosophila serrata is the source of this 795-nucleotide messenger RNA. Its product is annotated as putative histone-lysine N-methyltransferase set-23. Gene Ontology annotation, molecular function: protein binding; histone methyltransferase activity; zinc ion binding. NCBI's taxonomy places the organism in Eukaryota, Metazoa, Arthropoda, Insecta, Diptera, Drosophilidae. The record is from RefSeq and is a predicted model, not a curated record. Gene Ontology annotation, cellular component: nucleus.
AUGAAUCGAUCUGAGGUAGACUUCCAGGAUGACUACGAACACCCAGAGGGUAUAGAGUACAUAUUGGAAUCGGUAUUAAUGCCCAACGAUGGAAGUGUGGAGUUUCAACGCCUGGAAGAGGAGUACAAUUCCGUGCUCCUGACCUGCGACAGUAAAGAAACCUGUUCACAUGGCGGUCAGUACAAGUACAGCCCAGAUGGAAAGGAGUUGCUCCUUUGGAACAGCGAGCACUAUCCCAAACCAGUCAUCGAAUGCAAUCCCUUAUGCGAGUGUAGUAAAAACUCCUGUUCCAAUCGUCUCGUGCAAUAUGGACCAAGAAGGAAUCUGGAAGUCUUUGAUUCUCCGAUUUACGAAUCCAAAGGACUACGAAGUGGAGUAAAUAUUCCUAGCGGGGCCUUUAUCAGCGAAUAUGCCGGCGAACUAUUAACCACAGUCGAAGCAAAACGACGUCUGGAAGCAAAUGAGGCACUCGGCCUUAUGAACUAUAUCCUGGUCCUAAAUGAAUACUCCAGCGAUGAGAAGCAACAGGUGACUAUUGUGGACCCCUCUCGUCGCGGGAACAUUGGACGCUAUCUAAACCACAGCUGUGAACCCAACUGCCAUAUAGCAGCGGUACGAAUAGAUUGUCCCAUACCGAAAAUAGGCAUCUUUGCUACCCGCGAUAUUAAGGCCCAGGAGGAGUUGUGCUUUCAUUACGGAGGAGAGGGGCAGUAUAUGAAAACGAAAAAUGGAAAGACUUGCCUUUGCUCUGCUCCAAAUUGCACGGGUUACAUGCCAAACACUGCAAUUGAUUAA